CGCGAGCCACGUUUCACCGUUUUUGCCAAAGAGAAACGCGUAACACAGAGAUUUUUGGUAAUGAUCGUUCACGGAUCGGGCCGGUUGUCGCUGAUCGAAGCCGCGUGUUUAGCCCAUCGACUUUGAUGGAUAUUGGAGGGAACUUCCGGCGGAUGUGGCUGCUGGGUUGAUAAGCCGGUUGUGCGCUAUCGCGAUAAGGAGUUGUGGAGCGGUCGGGAGAGGAUUCGUAGUGCGCCAGCUGCUCGAUUGGUCAAAGAGGAUCGGCACGGUAGAAUGUUCAGCUGAUCGGAAUGACGAGGCACUCUCUGGUGAUCCUAUGCUGCUACCUGUACACGCUCUUUGACAUGGUGGCCCUGCAUUUUCCCGAGGAAAUAUGCGAACCGGUACUUUCCACGGAGGUCGAAGGCUGGCAUAUUAAAGUCGAUAGCCUAUCGUCCAGUACGUUUCGACUUUCGGCGAGAAAGCGCGGGUACCGGUUUUUUCCGAAGAUCGAAAGGGAGUCGGACCUCGAGGAAUACGGCAGGAAGGAGGCCUCUCUGUCACUCAGGGACAUCCUCCCGUUGAACCCGAAGCAAUACGACAAGCACAGAGCGCCCAAGUUCCUCGGCCAGCCUACCAUUGUCUACUUCCACGUGACGGUGCUCAGCCUCGACUCCAUAAACGAGGAAUCUAUGACGUACGUCGCGGACAUAUUUCUGGCGCAAAGCUGGCGGGACUCUAGACUGCGACUUCCGGAGAACAUGUCCGAGGAGUACAGAAUAUUGGACGUAGACUGGCUGCACAAUAUCUGGAGACCUGACUGCUUCUUCAAGAACGCGAAGAAAGUCACCUUUCACGAGAUGUCCAUACCGAAUCACUAUCUCUGGCUGUACCACGACAAGACGCUGCUGUACAUGUCGAAAUUGACUCUCGUGCUGUCUUGCGCGAUGAAGUUCGAGUCCUAUCCUCACGACACUCAGAUUUGCUCAAUGAUGAUCGAAAGUCUGUCGCACACCACCCAGGAUCUGGUGUUCAUUUGGAACAUGACGGAUCCUUUGGUGGUGAACCCGGAGAUCGAGCUGCCCCAGCUGGACAUUUCAAAUAAUUACACGACCGACUGCACGAUCGAGUACUCGACCGGCAACUUCACGUGCAUCCAGAUCGUGUUCAAUCUGCGCCGUCGGCUGGGCUAUCAUCUCUUCCACACGUACAUACCGUCCGCGCUGAUCGUCGUCAUGUCGUGGAUCGCGUUCUGGAUCAAACCGGAGGCGAUCCCGGCCCGGGUCACCCUGGGAGUGACGUCACUGCUGACCCUCGCGACUCAGAACACGCAGUCCCAGCAAUCACUGCCGCCGGUCUCCUACGUGAAGGCCAUCGACGUGUGGAUGUCCUCGUGCAGCGUGUUCGUGUUCCUCUCGCUCAUGGAGUUCGCCGUGGUGAACAACUACAUGGGACCAGUGGCCACCAAGGCGAUGAAAGGCUACUCCGACGAGGAUCUAAGGGAAGCUAUCGACGAAUUCAAAACACCAAUGAGGAACGAGUCCGAGAGGAGCAGAAGCCCCGUCAGACCUGCGACCGUGCAAUACGACACCUGCUGCCAGGGCCGAGCAACAGCCAUUUACAUCGACAAGUUCUCCAGAUUCUUCUUCCCGUUCUCCUUUCUCAUCCUGAACGUCGUCUACUGGAGCACCUUCCUGUAAAAGGGACGGACGAGGGCGGAAACGAAGAUCGCUGGAUCAUCUCUGGACAAUCUCCAAUCGUUCGAUCUUUCUUAGCCUAUCCAGGGUU
Molecule: messenger RNA, 1767 nt
Organism: Frieseomelitta varia
Lineage: Eukaryota; Metazoa; Arthropoda; Insecta; Hymenoptera; Apidae
Gene: HisCl1
Product: glycine receptor subunit alpha-4
Exons: 9
Coding region: 291-1679 (462 amino acids)
Biological process (GO): chloride transmembrane transport; chemical synaptic transmission; signal transduction
Cellular component (GO): synapse; neuron projection; membrane
Molecular function (GO): extracellular ligand-gated monoatomic ion channel activity; transmembrane signaling receptor activity; chloride channel activity
Source: RefSeq, a predicted model, not a curated record